Molecule: messenger RNA, 573 nt
Organism: Acanthaster planci (crown-of-thorns starfish)
Lineage: Eukaryota; Metazoa; Echinodermata; Asteroidea; Valvatida; Acanthasteridae
Product: scavenger receptor cysteine-rich domain-containing protein DMBT1-like
Biological process (GO): cell-cell junction maintenance
Cellular component (GO): membrane
Molecular function (GO): protein binding
Source: RefSeq, a predicted model, not a curated record
CAAUCAGACAGUUCCUCAUCACUCACCAUGGGGAAGAUCAGCAGUCUUGUGGUUCUGCUUUUAGCAGUCUUCAUCAUCGGUGCGGGCAACGCCUUAGCAAAGGAAAGACCCAAGGAAAAGCCUGGAGACGUAUUGGAGGAUGGUGAAAAGGCGCCCAAAGAUGCCCCCCUGAGGGAGAAUCACGCAAUCAAUAAAACCAUAUACCUCGGAGUUGGUAAAUCUCGGACCAUUUCAUCACCCAACUACCCAAGAAAGUAUCCAAACAACCAAGAUUGCAUCUGGUACCUUCAGACGGAGAAAGGAAGUAGAAUCAGGAUCACAUUCAAAGACUUUCAAACUCAGAAAUAUUACGAUAGACUGAAAGGUGGGGAUGGUAGCGACGUCACAAAAUUGAAGCUGUUUGACGCAACUGGGAUCUUCAAACCAAGAGAUCAGGUUUCUAAUGGAAACACAAUGUGGUUGAGAUUCACGUCUGACUUCAGAUUCACAAAAAAAGGUUUCCGAUUGGUUGCUCGAAGUUUCUCCUCGUCAGAUGAACGGACUUAUCUAUCGGACAAAGUCAGAAGUUUCUGA